This is a messenger RNA of Ostrea edulis (European flat oyster), 787 nucleotides long. RefSeq names its product ras-related protein Rab-7L1-like. The record is from RefSeq and is a predicted model, not a curated record. The transcript is spliced from 6 exons. Gene Ontology annotation, molecular function: GTP binding; GTPase activity. Gene Ontology annotation, biological process: vesicle-mediated transport. NCBI's taxonomy places the organism in Eukaryota, Metazoa, Mollusca, Bivalvia, Ostreida, Ostreidae. The annotation marks the transcript as partial. Gene Ontology annotation, cellular component: trans-Golgi network; Golgi apparatus; vesicle.
UGUCUUCUAAAGGACGGUCAUAUGACUGAAUCAUGUGAUUUUUUUGUUUUGGCGGAAGUGCUGGUGAUCAUGCUUGUUUGAGAAGUGACGGAAUCUUUAAAUAUUUUGUGUGGAAAAAAUUCUAACCGCAUGAUUUAGAACAACCGAAGAAAGAAUUACAUUGAUUCAUCAAGAUAGAAGAGGUUGUUUUUCCACACAAUGGGUAUUUUUAGCUGACUCGUCAGGAAAUCUGGUCAGUUGAGUGAGAUUUCGGACAAUGACGGAAAUUUUGUUCAAGGUCAUCAUCAUUGGUGACCCGACUGUUGGGAAAACGUCAUUUGUGCAGAGAUAUGUAAAUGAUGCAUACCGCCGGGACUACAAGAUGACCAUCGGAGUUGAUUUUGCCUUGAAGGUUGUAAAAUGGUCAGACACUCAGACCAUCAAGCUGCAGUUAUGGGAUAUUGCAGGACAGGAGCGCUUCACGUCUAUGACGCGGGUCUACUACAAGGACGCCCAUGCCUGUAUCAUCAUGUUUGAUCUGACACAAAAAUCCACCUUCCAGAAUGCAGUCAAAUGGAAGAAAGACUUGGACACUAAGUGUUCGCUAGCAGAUGGGUCUGCCAUUCCCUGCCUCCUCCUGGCCAAUAAGUGUGACCUGACUCACCGGGAAGUCCAGCAGAAUGAGAUUGAGGACAUGUGUAAGGAGCACGACUUCGUGGGCUGGACAGAGACCUCCGUCAAAGAGGGGCUGAUGAUCGACGAAUCAAUGAGAUUCCUUAUCGAGGAAAUGAUGACCAAACAUGCGGAA